AUGCUGCAUCUGUAUGAACUGCAGUAUCUGUUCACGAGUGAGAUUGUGCUGUCUCGCAAUUUGCUGUAUUUGAGGAGAGAGCCCAGCGAGAGGCGAUGGGUUUUGACCCUGCUGGACCGUGUUGGCUUGACGAUUGUGGAAAUUUGUGAGUCGAGCGAGAUGAGCCGAGUCGAAACCUGGGUUAGGGAUCUGAGGUUGGGGAGAAGAUGA
Molecule: messenger RNA, 210 nt
Organism: Tremella mesenterica DSM 1558
Lineage: Eukaryota; Fungi; Basidiomycota; Tremellomycetes; Tremellales; Tremellaceae
Exons: 1
Coding region: 1-210 (69 amino acids)
Source: RefSeq, a predicted model, not a curated record